UUGCAGAGAAAGUUGCAGUCAGUCAACGUCCACUAGAAGUGAAGACAUUUCUAAAGAGAAGAUGAAGAACGUGAAGAAGCACUUGUGCUCCCUGCUGCGUGUGAUGAUGCCCUGCGUUGGCUUUGCGUUGAUUUGCAUGGGCGCCUACCUGCUGUCCCAACAGGGCGGCGACGACGACGUAGACUCAUGGGCACUCAUCCUUGCUUACGUCCUGAUGGUGUUGGGCUUCCAGGCCAUCUUUGUCGGCGUCAUUUGGAGCUUCUGCCACCGCAUGAAGAGCAAAGUGUAUCGGAGGAGAAGACUACAACACGACAUCCAAGUGUACACUAUUGAGAGAAGACCCAGCUCCUUCCCCCCCGCCUAUGAGGAGUCCCAGGGGAGUCACCAGAGUCCACAUCCAGGGGAAGAACUGGUCCUGGAGGAGCUGCAGGUGAUCUUGGGCUUGGCACCUCCACUCUACAGCCGGGACAGCGCUCAGAGUCCAGACUGCACAUGGAGCUGGGAGCAGCCGCCUCCUUACAGUCUGUAUCCUGAGGAGAGGACUGAGGCUUCUUUUGGGAUGUGUGGAUGAGAGAGAGCGGGGUCCACAGAAUGAAGGAAGAGUUCCACACAUGCAUGAUGCACCCCCAAGUGACUAAGGCUGAGCAUCCGCACAAUAGUGCCGAGAUAUGUGGUUACACGACACGACAUGACAUUAGGCACACAUGGUCGAUCCAAGGACAGCCAAGGGAGCAUCAAGACAUUGACACUGACUUGUUUGUGUUUCUAUUGUUUGUAUACGGUAAUAGUACAUGUACACAUGGUUGCUUCUCCUUUUUCUGGAGUGUGUCAUGUCUGGCUGGACAGUUUACCAAUAAACAACAUUUUCAGAUUUCUGUGAGAAUAUUCCACCAUCAACUGACUUAUGUUCACCAUAAUACUAGUUGCAAAUUAAUGGAUAAUGUCUCUGAUGGCUAAAUCACAUCAUCUAGCCCUAACAACCUGUUUUAAUAGAGGAUGGAGUCGUUCUACCACCGUUUAAAAGUUCAAAGCAAUAAAACAUGACUAGAGGCGACCC
Molecule: messenger RNA, 1057 nt
Organism: Nerophis lumbriciformis (worm pipefish)
Lineage: Eukaryota; Metazoa; Chordata; Actinopteri; Syngnathiformes; Syngnathidae
Product: transmembrane protein 252-like
Source: RefSeq, a predicted model, not a curated record